AUGACCGUGAUCGUGACGAUUACCGUCACCAUUAUCGUAACCAUCACUAUUACCAUUACCGUCACCGUUAUCAUGACCGUCAUUGUUACCGUGACCAUUUCCAUCAUCGUUUUUGUCACUGUUACCGUUACCGUUACCGUUACCAUUACCAUUAUUGUUACUGUCACCGUUACCAUCUCCAUUAUCAUCACCGUUACAGAUACUGUUACUAUCACCAUCAUCGUAAUUGCCAUCGUUACCAUCACAGUCACCACUAUUGUCAACGUUACCAUCACCAUUACCGUGACUGUGACCGUUAUCGUUACCUUCACCAUCACCAUUACCGUCAUUGUGACAAUUAUCGUCACCCCUUACUGUUACCAUCAUUGUUACCGUUAUUGUCACCAAAACCAAUACUGUCACCGUUAUCGUCACCGUUACUGUGACCGUUAUUGUGACCGUGAUCAUUACCGUCACAUUACCAGCACCGUCCCUGUUACCGUUACCGUCACCGUCAACAUCACCGUCACCAUUAUCGUCACUGUUACGGUCAGUGAUACUGUUACCGUUGUCGCUACUCUCAUUAUUACUAUGAUUGUUGCCGAUAUAGUAACUAUUGCCAUCACCAUUACCGUGACUGUCACCGUUAAUGUCACUGUUACCAUUACAGUCAUCGUCAUAGUCACCGUUAUUGAUACUGUUACAGUUAGAUUGACCAUCACCGUAAUCGCCAUUACUAUUACCAUUAUCGUCACCAUCACCAUUGUCGUUACGCUCACCGUCACCGUGAUCGUUACCAUUACUAUUACCGUUAUCAUCAUCAUUACCAUUACCGUUACCAUUACCGUCACAGUUACGGUUAUCAUCACCGUUACCAUUACCGUCACUGUUACUGUCACCAUUAGUAUGAUCGUCAUCAUUAUCAUUACCCACACCGUUAUCGUUAUUGUUACCUUUACCAUUAUUGUUACCGUCUUCAAUAUUGUUAUCAUCACCGUUACUAUCACUAUUAUCGUUAUUUUUACUGUUACUGUUAUUGUGACCAUCACUGUUAUUGCCAUUAUUGUCACGUUCAUCGUUACCAUCACUUUUACCAUCACCGUCGACGUCACUGUCACCGUCACCAUUAUCAUCACUAUCACCGUUAUCGUUAUCGUUACCACUACCAUCACCGUUAUCGUCGAAGUAACCGUCAAUGUUACUGUUACUGUUAUCAUCAUCGUUACCAUUAUCGUCACCAUCACCGUUACCAUUACCAUUAUUGUUAUCGUCACUUUUACCAUGAUCGUUACCGUUACUCUCAUCAUUACUAUGACAGUUACCGAUACAGUAACUGUUACCAUCACCAUUACCACGACCGUCACAGUCACCGUCAUCGUCACCAUCACCGUCAUCGUUACCGUUAUUGUGUCUGUUAUUGUUACCAUUACCGUUACCGUUACUCUUACCAUUACCGUUACUGUUAUCGUGAUAGUUACCAUAACUGUUACCAUCACCAUUACCGUUACCGUCAUCGUUACCUUGACCGUGACCAUUACCGUAACCAUCAUAGUUACCAUCACUAACAGCAUUACCAUCAUUGUUUCAAUCACCGUUACCAUGAUUAUUACUAUUACCAUUAUUAUUACUAUUAUCGUCAUCGUUACCGUUAUCAUUACUAUUACCGUCAUUCUUACCGUUACUGUCACCGUAACCAAUACCGUCACCGUUAUCGUCAUCGUUACUGUGACCAUUAUUGUGACCGUGAUCGUUACCAUCACAUUACCAGCACCGUCACCAUCCCUGUUACAGUUACCAUUUCCGUCACCAUCACCAUAA
Messenger RNA from Vitis riparia (riverbank grape), 1797 nucleotides. RefSeq lists its product as uncharacterized. Gene Ontology annotation, cellular component: membrane. NCBI's taxonomy places the organism in Eukaryota, Viridiplantae, Streptophyta, Magnoliopsida, Vitales, Vitaceae. The transcript has a single exon. Bases 1 to 1797 code for a protein of 598 amino acids. The record is from RefSeq and is a predicted model, not a curated record.